AGCCAUUUGGGCUCAAGCCGUGCGCCUCGAGACAAGAUCGCUCCGUCGGCUCCUGGGCCAUGUUCUCCAAAGUCGUGGCCUACGUGGGCGACAACGCUAUCCAGACGGAUGCCGCAGCGGGCGAGGCGGGUCUCCGAAAGGACUGCCCAGAUCUCCUGACGGAGAGCGAGCGGGUCAUUUUCGCGUUCAAGGAUCGAGGAGGGGCUGGGCGAGAUGACAAGUUCUUCACGACGAAACGCAUCCUGAUCAGGAACGUACAGGGCAUGACCGGCAAGGCGGUGAAGUACCAGAGCAUGCCGUACGAAGCGAUCAAGGCCUUCUCCGUGGAGACGGCGGGCAGCGUUCUCGACUCUGACUGCACGCUGAAGCUCCAGACCUCUGGCGGGGGCGAGACAUCGAUGGACUUUGUCAAGGGCGUCGACCUCUUUGCCAUCGCCAGGCACCUCAACGCGAUGAUCCUCGUCGGCGGCAGCACCGGCGCCGACGUCCCGGGGGGGGCCCCCGCGAGCGAGCGCGUGGAGGAGGCGGAUGGCGCAGGCAGGGUCGGCGGCUUCCUGGACUGGCUCGGCGACGACGCGAGCCAGAUCGACGCCAGCCGUGUGGAGAGGCAGCUCAAGCAGGAGCCGAGGAUCCUCAUGGACGAGGAGAGGGUCGAGCUGGCCUUCAAGUGUGGGCGCGACUCGUUCCUGUUCACCUCGCGGCGGCUUCUGAUCAUCGACGUGAAAGGCCUCAGCGGCAGCCGGGUGAAGUACCUGUCGGUGCUCUGGAGCAGCGUCCGCGCCUUCUCCGUGGAGUCGGCGGGGUCUUGGCUCGACAGGGACGCCGAGAUGAUCCUCUUCACCAGCAUCAAGGGCAUGCCGAGGAUCAGUCAGGAUUUUCGCAAGGGCAAGGUGGACCUGAUGGCGGUCCAGAGGUACGUCACGGACAAGGUGCUCGGGGAGGACAGUGCCCCGGUCUCGCAGCACGCGGUCCGCGCGGCGGGCCAUGCGGACGCGGGCUCGGGGAGCCUCUUCGCCUGGCUCGGCGACGAUUGCCGCAUGAUCGACGCCACCGAGGUGGAGAGGCAGUACCGGUCGGACCCGCCCAUACUGCAGCCGUCGGAGCACGUCGAGAUGGCUUUCAAGGGGCGGCGGGACCUGAGCCUCUUCACCAACAAGCGCUUCCUGCAGGUGGACCUUAAGGGCUUCGCUGGCUUCAAGAAGGUCGACUACUUCAGUGUGCCCUGGAAAAACGUUCAGGCGUUCGGGGUCCGUUCCGCGGGCUCUUGGAUGGACAAGGACUCGGAGAUGAUGAUCUGGACAGACAUCAACGACAUCUUCUACCCACCAGCACCAGACAAGGACAGCCCGCCUCCCCCGCCGAUCCCCCGCAAAUCCUACAUCGAGAUCGACUUCCAGAAGGACAAGGUCGACCUCAUGGCGGUCCAGAGGUACCUCGCCGAGCGAUGCCUGAGGUCGGAGGGCGGGGCUGGCCCGCUGCCUCCGCACGUGCCCGUCCCACCGGAGGCGAUGCAGGCAUCGCCCCCUGGGGCCGUCGAGGGCUUCCUGAACUGGGUCGGCGACGACGCCCGUGCGGUCGACGCCGGCGAGAUCGAGCGGAAGCUGCACUCGGAGAGUCCCGUGCUUCAGAGGGGCGAGCGCGUCUGCAUGGCCUUCAAGUCGGGGCGAGACCUGGCGCUGCUGACGAGCAAGCGCGCGCUGCUGGUGGACGUGCAGGGGUUCACGGGGAAGAGGGUCGAGUGGAAGAGCGUCCCCUACGCGAGCCUCCGGGCCUUCUCCGUCGAGUCCGCCGGCUCCUGGGACAGGGACGCCGAGUUCAAGCUCUUCUGCAAGACCUACUGGGUCAACGGCGCCCCGGGCUCCGUGAUCAAGCAGGACCUGCGGAAAGGUCGGGCGGACAUCAUUGCAAUCCAGGCCUUCUUGGCUGCGCAAGUCUUCGGUGUGGACGACGGGUCCACGACCGCCGCCUUCGGGGGGCAGGUCGCUGCAUCCCCUGCUGGCAUAGAAGGCUUCCUGGCGUGGAUCGGGGACGACGCGCACGAGAUCAACCCGGGGGAGGUGAAUAAGACUUUGCACGAGUCCCCUCCGAUCCUCCAGGACGACGAGUCCGUGGAUCUGUGCUUCAAGGUCGGGCGCGAUAUGUGCGUCUUCACCACCAAGCGAUUGCUGUUCGUGGACGUUCAAGGCUGGACGGGGAAGAAAGUGGAGUACAUGAGCUAUCCUCUCAGGUACUGUGCAGGCUUCUCGGUGCGCUCGGCCGGAGCCGUUGGCUUCGUGAGCAGUGCCUACUGCUCUGUCUACACGGACGUCCCUGGCUCGGCAAAGGUCAAGCAGGACCUGAGCAAAACCAGGGCUGACAUCUGGCCCAUCCAGUCUAUGCUCGCCAGGAAGCUCCUUAGGUAGCUUGCGUCGUGCUUGAAGGAUCCGCAUUCUCGCGCGGCACUGUGUGAGCAACCUUCUUGUGCUUUUUGAGCGACGGUUCCGAUUCUUCGAGAAACUUCAGAGGAUCGAGACUCUACAGUGAGCAAGCGAAGUCUUGUCAGCCAUCGUUUUAGUUGUGUAGAGCGUUUAUCAUUCCAUUGCGUACGGCAUUGGCGACGCGUUGCGAUCGUGAGGCAGCCCAGGAGCGCGCGGGAGUGCCCAGGAAAUUUGAGAA
Messenger RNA from Prorocentrum cordatum, 2655 nucleotides. Lineage: Eukaryota; Dinophyceae; Prorocentrales; Prorocentraceae. The record is from the annotation of a GenBank genome assembly.